CUACUUGGUCUAAUAUUGGAUUUAUUUCAGUGAUAUUUAUAAAUACUCAUUUUUAUUUCAUUGUAUUGAACUCAUGAUGGAGGAUCAGCAAAAACUUCUAAAUGAUGUUAUUGAGCUUGUAUGGGGGCCAUGUAUACAACCUCAACUCUUCAAACGUUGGUCGCAAGGCUUUGUGUUCAGCAGUGAGGAGGCAACUGCUCUCCUUCAGACAAUGGGAGGCCCCUGCUCAAUUAUUGCUCCUGUGCAGGCAUUCUUGCUAAAGAAUCUCACCCUUAAUUACUCUAUGGAGCAGCUAAAGCAAGUAUCUGCUGCAGCAGUUGAUGGAUAUUUGGCUGCCAGCCUCUCGGAAAUUUUAUGCCUGUGCGCUGUAGAGGCAUGCAGGGCACCGGAGAUACACCUGUCUCACCACAAUGGUGAUGACUCAGAAUAUGAAAGCAGCCUUAAGUUACGGCUUGUUGCUCCAGAGAGGGAGUGUGUUUCUCAAGAAGAAUAUGAGGCCAGUAGACACGAUUCUUCAGAUCCUGCAUUCCAGCAUUCCCGUCUUAGAAUACAAGAGUUCCAGAGCAGGGGAGAUCUGAGUGAGCACGUCAAAAGCCACCUUAGUGACUUCAAAGCUGAGCUGGGUGUUCUCUGCUUCCUCUACUCAGCGCUUCUAACUCGGGGAGUGGCUAAGGGCAGCGCGUGUUUUGGCGAGAGCGAGCCUCUCAUAAGCGGCGAGGAGGCCCAUGGCGAGCAGUCGCUCCUGAACCUCCUCAUCACAGGCACGCCGUCGUCUCACGUCUUCGACGGGGCGCGCGACCUUGGUGGCAUGAAGCUGCUGGGUGUUUGGCGCCGCCCUAGCGUUGGCCUCCUCCACCUGCAGGAGCACUAUCGGCAGCUUAAAGUGGGCUGGUACCUCAAGAAUCCACUGCAUCCCGUGUGGCUGUGCGCGUCCCAGCAUCACAUCACAGUGGUGUUUUCGCUGCAGCGGGAGCUGGUGUGCCCUUCUUCUGACGUGGAGCGCGGCCAGCAAGUGUUCAGUUGGUACGACACCGAGGGCAACAACUUCAUACAACGCGACCAGCUGCUACCUGUGCUGCAGCAUCUGGGCCUCUGUACCGACGAGCAGUUCAUCAAAUUCAUGUGUCAAGAACUUGAUCCUGAUAAUAUGGGCGUCAUUUUAUAUCACAAAUUCCAGGAUGCAUUUUUUAGUGGCCAAGAGCUGCAUCCUCCGCCUGACACCUUCACAUUAUUCCACUACAACGGCCUGCCAGCUUCCAAUCCUGACAAGAAAGUACAAUACGCCAAAGGCUACGUGACUCGCCAAGAGACGCUCGUGCCUUUCGACUCGCUACAUGAUCUGACAGCGUGUUUGUCCAGCAAGUGGCCUAACAUCGAGCUGCAGUGGGAAGCAAACUUCAAACCCUCCAUGAACUGACGCUCCAGCAAGUGGCCUAACAUCGAGCUGCAGUGGGAAGCAAACUUCAAACCCUCCAUGAACUGACGCUCCAGCAAGUGGCCUAACAUCAGUUGCAGUGGGAAACGAACUUCAAACCUUCCAUGUGCUCUCUGUAAUAACUAGAGAACCUUGCAAGAGACCGCUCGACGAAAUCAGUUUCUAUGAAUAACUUCACGAGUCUGUAUUAGUCCGGGAAAUCUACUUCGCUGAUUGUUCGUUUCUAUUUCAUUUUGAGUUUAAAAACAAUGAGAGGAUUUUCUAAUAUUUGAAUUUAUUUAAUAAACUUCAACUCUAUUACGUCCUGUAUGCCUAAAAAGAAAUUUCAUGGUCGAAAUUUUGGGACAAACAAGCAACGCUUUGAAACUUAUUCGUCAAUAAAGAAGACUGGAUGACGGAAUUACGCUUAUCUGUUAAUAUAUGCCUUGCUUAGGAAAUAUUGUUUACAUUGCGUCUACAAGACCACAUUUUAUAUGCUUCUGUAAUUUAAAAAUUUCCUGUUUAUGUAUUUAUACAGAUUCAACGGUUCAAUGCGAUUCUCUCUAUUUUAAUUUAAUUCGGAUGAUAUGACAUCCAUCUGACUGGAGAAUAUUUAUAUUGUUUUAAGUCUUUAUAUGUCUGAGUGAAUGAUUACAUUUUCACAAUUUUGGACUUGCAUGAUGGCCAGUGUGAAUGAUGACCUAUUUUUAGAUGCGUUUAAGGCUUCGUAAAUGUUGCUGUUUAGUUCUAUACGGAAAGCAGGCAUUCGAUGAACUUUCAUUCAAAUUAUUGCAUGCUUUCAGGAAAUUUGGAAGUAAAGAUGUUCAGAAGAAGUUUUUCAUCUGAGUUAAAUGCUCAGUCAGUUUUUCUUAUGAGAGCUUAUCAUGCCUCAGUUGAAAUGAAAAUUAUAAGUUGCAUCUUCGUCUCGCCGUCCUUACUUUCUUUCGCAUAAGCAUGGCGCAUAAGACUCCAGCGCCGUGCGUGCCAAGCCUGGUUACUUGUUUUCCUAACUGUGAUCGCCGAGCUCUCGAUGUGUAAUACUCACUUCCCUUCCUACCCCGACUAUUAUUUGCCCUAAAUAACUCUGCGAAAAUUAAAAUAUUUUUCAUUUCUUACUGCCACUACAAAGCCGCCUUGAGAGAGUGAAAUUUUCUUAACUUUCAACUCGAGUCGAUAGGUUCAAAAUGUAGGUUAAACGGGUGAGAACUUUUGAAAAUAUUUCAAAGGUUUGCUUUACUUUGAUCUCGAGCAUUGCUCAACGAUUUUGUAGCGGGGUGGCGGUACUGAAAUCUUCCGUGACUUUGAAUUAACUUACCUAUAUAUAUAUUAUAUACCGUGCGUUAAAAACUAAGAAGUGCCCCGAAUACUUUGCAUCUAAUAAGAUCUUUAUAUACAUUAUAUCUUUCGUCUUGAUAGUGAGAAAUACUGUGGAGAGCAUUCAAUGCAAAUAGGUUUUCUGCUGAACCUUUUUGAGUAAAUCUUUAUGUAUGAUGAUAUCGUUCUUCGACUUCAAUGUGUUCGAUUAGGUAUGUAGCUUCGACCCAGCAAACGAGAGUUAGGUUUUGAACGCAGUCUUCAAGGGUGCACAUACGAAUAAGUCUUGUAGCGUUUCCUUUUGAUUAUCAGUAUUCUUCGUAAUAAAUAGUUUUCAUCGUCUCAGUUUAUCGUUACUUUUUGUCUUUUGAGUUGUGAUCGAGAAUAGUUUUUCUUAAAUUGAUUUUGAGGCAGCUUUGUCAUCGAUCAUGCCGCGUAUCAGGAGAGACGGGUGCAUUCAUUAGUGCGGUGGUCUCGUAGCAUAUUGCGUACUUUUUUAUACAUUUCAAAAAUUAAAUGUCCAUGAAAGAUCCAACUCGUUCCAAUUGAACAAACUGCGAGCUAUAGGUGGCGUUUUAGCCUCUCGCAAACGCUGGUUAGAGAAUUUUUUUCUAAAACACAACUAAAUAACCAGUAUAUUUUCUGCUAGGAGUCAUUAAAACAUCGUUAAAAUGUUGGUGCGUAUUCUCCAUUGAUAUACCAAUCUUACGAGCUCUAAUUGGCUUACAAAAUAAUGUAUUUUGUACGAUGUUCACGGUAUGAGGAAGAAGAAGAUCUAAUGAAGUCAGGAUUCCGGAGUAUUGGCAUUUUGUAUGGUUUCUGUGAAUGAAGUUUUUAAUUAACAUUCUGAGCUCGAACGACGAGUUCGGAACUCCAUUGCUCCGUGCGUGUUAUAUGGCAUGCAAUUUACAGUUUAACGACGUUAAAUUGUGUAUUGCAUUUUAUUUACUAUUUUAUUUUAUUACUGUAUAUUUUAACGUUAAAACUGUCAAAAUUUCUUGUCUAACAUUACAAUCAAGUUUUCAAACUAUUUGAAUCAUCUUCCGUGGUUUUCGAAUUAUUUUUAUUCUUAUAAUGGUAAGAAUGUAAUGUUUAAUAUAGUUGUUAUUAUUUCGUUAUUUUUAUGACUUUGUCACAGGUUUUUGACUAUAUUUCGCUUAAUGACAAUUGUGAGUGGGCGAUUUGCAUCCAGUGUAUCCGACACCUGUGACGGACCGCCAAAAUGCCCCCAUCACGCGACGAUGAGAAAUACAUUUUUUUGAGAAUAUUUAAUGGGACUUUGUCAACAGUUACUAAUCUUAUGUAGGUGUCCAUAUUCCAUUUUCACCUGCUUCAAAGCUCAUAGACUGUAAAUUUUAGCAGCAUACGUAUUAAAUUGAUCAUAUGAUUAAACUGUUUUAAUGUGCGAUUCGUGUUGACGCUCAAAAUGUGUGCUUAUUGAGGUAUAGAGAAGGAUUGGUGAAAACUGUUCCUGGAUGUUCCAGAAAGUUGAGAGGCCAAUUAGUUAGGAGUUGACGUUCAGUGCAAACCGACAAACUUCAAUGUGUAUCUUGAAUACCGCUAGUAUCAGCUGAGAAAAGAAAAUUUUUGUGCCUCUGAAUCAAUGAUUUUCUUUCAAGCCAUUGAAUUGAUUUUUGGCAUAUAAUGCCUAGGCUACAGCACUGGAGAGACAGAACUUACAAUUGUACAAUCAUUAGUGGUUCUAAACUUUUUCUACGGUCUUCGUUAUCUCAUGUGUAGAUUUGUUAUCCUAAACUUUUUUUCCACCCAUGUUGAAGUAGAUUUGUUAUCCUAAACUUUUUUUCCACCCAUAUUGAAGUAGAUUUGUUAUCCUAAACUUUUUUUCCACCCAUAUUGAAGUAGAUUUGUUAUCCUAAACUUUUUUUCCACACAUAUUGAAAUUCCAUCGCACUCAUCAGUGAAGAAUUCAUCUCAUCGAGUUAGCAGCUGCCAACCAUUGCUCCUAAUUCGACGCCGAUAAAAUAUACAAGCUAUCAUUUUUCUGGACGUUUGUCUAAAAUCUUCUGAUGGAAUUUGCCUAUAAAAUUGUAAUCUUAUACGCUAUACGGAUAUCUUAUACGCUAUACAGUAGUGUAUAGCGUAUAACUAUAAGAUAUUGUAUUGUAUUGUAGCUGAGCUAAAAAAAAACGAAUACAGCAGCAGCUUCUGAAGAGCUUUCGUUGCUCAAAUGAUUGGAUACACUAAAUGUUCACGUAUACGGAACAAAAGAAAACCGUAGGAACAAUCAAACGCUGUGCUCUGUUACUGUUCAGACCAUGUUCUGUUCAUGGCGUCCAGCGUGUAAUUCUUUCGAUUCCUGUUUCUUCUGUACAUGCAUCCGUGGGCCGUCUUUCCGAAGUUUUUUGUUCGCAUGCUUAGUUAGCAAGCUUAGUUUUCAAUCAACAACAAAGAAGAUACAAAUUUCACCAUUUAGCGGAGUCUACAAGUGUUAAAGAAUAAAGCUUUAUAAUUAUUUCAUGCAUCGUGCUCUUAGGUUGGAUUUACAGUGCAAAGCUUUUGACUGUGAUGUUCAUCAUUUUGUUCGUAUGUUAACCGGCAUGGCAUGUUGUUAUUAAAACAAUUAUUUCAAUCGUAUUCGUAUCGAUUUAUGUUUGUGUUCCUCAUACAGCAAUUACCGGUAGUGCAGCUUCAAAAGAAAUGAGGCAAAUUUUACUACCCAAAAUGGCAAUCAAGAACCUAAACUUGAAUCCGUAAAUCUCACACUGCUUGCAAAACUCAAGGAUGUUAUUUCGUUAUAAAUUUUUUAUCUUUUGUUUACUUGAAUCGCCUGCACAUGAAUCGGCUUAUUGAUAAAAAUUCGCGGCGCAUGAAUUUGUGAACUCGAGAUUUUACGUUCAUUCUCUCAUGUCAGCAACUGAUUCUGUUCCUCCAAUGACCAAACGAUUGCCAAUAAAGCUUUUGAAGGUUUC
Molecule: messenger RNA, 5658 nt
Organism: Hyalella azteca
Lineage: Eukaryota; Metazoa; Arthropoda; Malacostraca; Amphipoda; Hyalellidae
Product: ubiquitin carboxyl-terminal hydrolase MINDY-3 homolog
Exons: 11
Coding region: 74-1417 (447 amino acids)
Biological process (GO): protein K48-linked deubiquitination
Molecular function (GO): cysteine-type deubiquitinase activity; K48-linked deubiquitinase activity
Source: RefSeq, a predicted model, not a curated record